Molecule: messenger RNA, 1578 nt
Organism: Ceutorhynchus assimilis (cabbage seed weevil)
Lineage: Eukaryota; Metazoa; Arthropoda; Insecta; Coleoptera; Curculionidae
Source: the annotation of a GenBank genome assembly
AUGUGGUUAAAUUACAUUUUUCUUGUAUUUUUUUUAAAAACUACCCAAAGUGGUAGAAUCUUAUGCAUUUAUCAAAUGCCAGCAGUUAGUCAUCAAGCUACAUUCAAACCAAUAUCAAGGGAACUUUCUUUGAGGGGACACGAAGUAAUUGUGGUCACUCCUCAUCCCAUAAACGAUCCGAGGUUUGUUAAUUUAACGGAAAUCGAUACUAGCGGGCCGACUUAUGAAAUUAUUCACAGGCAUGGGUUUGAAUUUUUCAUGUCCAAAGAGCUACCUGUGCAAUCGAAAAUCCCAAAAAUAUUCAGAAUGUACAACGAAUUCGCUCAUGCCAUAUUGGGAAACGAAGAAUUUCGAAAAAUCUACACAGACGAAAGCCAAAAAUUCGAUUUGAUAAUCAGUCAGAUUUACGUGAGCCCCAUAAUGUAUGCGCUGAGUGCUAAACUUAAAGCUCCUAUUAUCGGUGUGUCCUCAAUGGGUGGCUGGACAGGGACACAUUUUGCUAUCGGCAACCAUAAUCCACCAUCUAUAUAUUCAGAAAUGUUUUUGCCUUAUAAUGGAGGAGAUUUAACAUUUUACGAACGAAUCAAAAGCACCCUCUACUAUCUAUGGACAAGAUACUACGUAAAUUUCGUGGCUAUGCCCAAAUGGGACUCAAUUGCCAAGCAAUACUUAGGCGAAAAUUUACCUUAUUUAGCAGACAUCGAAAGGAACGUAAGCGCACUAUUUUUAAACAUCAACGCUAUCCUUUAUACCCCUAGACCGAUGGUACCGACAGUGGUUUCGCUAAGUUUUAUGCAUAUACAACCUCCGAAACCACUACCAGAAGACAUCAAACAGGAAAUAGAAUCAUCCAAAAACGGUGUUAUUUAUUUUAGUUUAGGCUCCAACGUAAAAAGCGUAAAUAUACCGGAAAAAGUACGAGAACUACUUAUGACAGUAUUCAAAGAACUACCCUAUAAAGUUUUAUGGAAAUUCGAAAAACCAGAACUAGCAGGAAAACCCAAAAACGUUGUUAUACGAAAAUGGUUACCUCAACAAGACGUUUUGGCUCACCCCAAAGUUAAAGUAUUUAUAAGCCAAUGUGGAUUACAAUCGACAGAAGAGGCAAUUGCCAGGGAAAUGCCGAUGGUUGGAAUACCGUUUAUUGCUGACCAGGAAAUGAACAGCAUAAGAUUGGCUAGAUGGGGCGUUUUAAGACACAUUAAUUAUCUUAAUACGACUAAAGAGGAACUUAUAGGUGCUAUUAAGGAUGUUGCUGAGAAUCCAAAGUACAAACAAAAUAUGAAAAAACUAAAAAACCUUAUGCAAGACGAACCAAUGACGGGCUUGGAAAAAGCCAUCUGGUGGGCGGAAUACGUGAUAAGACACAAAGGUACCAAACAUCUGAGAAGUCCCACAGUUGACAUAGAGUGGUACAAAUAUUUGUUGCUCGAUGUAUGUGCUUUUCUUUUGGCAAGUUUAAUUUGUGUCUCAUUUAUUUUAGUUAAAUUAUUUAAAUUCAUGGUAAGGAAGUUUAAAAGGGCACAAGACAAAAUUAAAAAAAGUGAUUAUGUUCCAUUUUCUAAUGAAAAGAAAUAA